Zonotrichia albicollis (white-throated sparrow) is the source of this 2387-nucleotide messenger RNA. Lineage: Eukaryota; Metazoa; Chordata; Aves; Passeriformes; Passerellidae. The record is from RefSeq and is a predicted model, not a curated record.
UUUAAGUUUUAUUUUCCCAUAUUUUAAAGUCCUUGCAGCUCCCAUCCCACACGCAGGUAGCUGUGAACCAUUCACUUGCUUUAUGCAAAAUUUUUACGUAUUCUCUCUCUAAUUGUUUGAUUGGUGUUUGUUUUCCAAGAGAGCGUAUUGGCCCGUGGUGGAACUUUUCAUUAUAUUGUAAAAAAUGGAGCCGGCAAAUACUUAAGGAUGUUUCAUUUCACAUAGAAAGUGGCCAGAUUAUGGGGAUCUUAGGAAAUUCUGGAUCUGGAAAAACAACACUUCUGGAUGCAAUAUCAGGCAGACUGGGACAUAAAGACAACUUCUUUGGUGAAGUGUAUGUGAAUGGGCGUCACCUGAAGAGGGAGCAGUUCAGAGAUUGCUUCUCUUACGUGCCACAGAAUGACACUUUGUUAAGCUUUCUCACUGUACAGGAGUCUUUGACCUACACAGCUUUACUAACUCUUAAGAAAUGCUCCAACAGCUCCAUCAAAAAGAAGGUAGAUGCAGUUAUGACUGAGCUGAGUCUCGGCGACAUUGCUGACAAAAUAAUUGGAAGCCGGAAUGUUGUAGGAAUUUCUGGGGGUGAGAGGCGUCGGGUAUCAGUUGCAGCCCAGCUUUUACAAGAUCCCAAGGUGAUGCUACUUGAUGAACCAACCACAGGGCUGGACUGCCUGACUGCAAACCAGCUUGUCUUGCUUCUCUCAGGGCUUGCACACAGAGACAGGAUUGUGAUCCUUACAAUCCAUCAGCCUCGCUCAGAACUUUUCAGGUUAUUUGAUAAAAUAGCCAUCAUGAGCUUUGGAGAAAUGGUUUUCUGUGGGAGCCCUAUGGAAAUGAUCUCAUUUUUCAGUGACUGUGGCUAUUCUUGUCCUGAACAAUCAAACCCUUUUGACUUCUAUGUGGAUCUGACAUCUGUGGACACCCGAAGCAAGGAACACGAACUUGAAACCUACAGUAGAGUUCAGGAAUUUGUAUCAGCCUAUAGAAACUCAGAGAUCUUUAGCAAAGUACUGGCAGCCAUUGAAAAAACAAAGUACAUGAAGGAGCUGCCACCAAUACCAUUCAAAAACAAAGACUCACCCAAUUGCUUUGAGCAAAUACUGAUUCUUUUACGGAGAACAACGAGAAAUCUCUCCAGAGAUAAGAUAGGCAUCAUCAUGCGCCUCCUGCAGAACCUGCUGUUCGGCUUGUUUGUAGCCGUUUUCCUUCUUAGGCUCGGCAAUGACCUGACCCAGGGAGCCGUGCAGGACCGGGUGGGGCUUGUCUACCAGUGUGUGAGUGCCCCCCCCUACACAGGGAUGCUCAAUGCUGUGGCCCUGUUCCCAGCUCUACGUGCUAUCAGUGACCAAGAAAGUAAAGAUGGCCUGUAUAAGAAAUGGCAAAUGCUUGUGGCCUAUAUAGUCCAUUUCCUGCCCUUCAGUGUCAUCAGUGUGGCCAUUUUCAGCACCUUCAUAUACUGGACUAUAGGAUUGUAUCCUGAUGCUUCCAGAUUUGGAAUUUUCUUUGCUGUUGUCCUAGCAUCUCACAUGAUUGGUGAACUGAUAACACUUGUUAUACUUGGCAUGGUUCAAGAUCCAAAUGUAGUCCAGAGUAGCAUUGUGCUUCUUAACUCAGCUGGUGUCAUAGUGGGAACGGGACUAGUAAGGACCAUUGAAGAAAUGCCAAAACCUUUCAAACUACUCAGUUUUCUUACAUUUCAAAGAUACAGCAGCGAAAUCCUUGUAGUCAAUGAAUUUUAUGGCUUAAACUUCACAUGUGGUGAAGGCAACAGUUCCACUGCAAAUAACGCUGCAUGUGUUCUCUCUCAAGGCGUCGGGUUCAUUGAAGAGAACUAUCCCGGGGCACUGUCCCGGUUCACAGCUGAUUUCCUCAUACUCUAUGCUUUCAUACCAGUACUUGCCAUUAUUGCAAUUCUGUGCUUCAAAUUAAGAGAGAAUCACUGACUGACAAUGAAAAGGUAGCAAUUCCAACAGUCUCUAAGUAUACUUUUUAAUAUAUUAUGGUCGAAGGCUUAUAUUGUUGGAUUUUAUAUAGAAUUUAAAUGAUUACACGUAUAAAAACACAUUCAUCUUCUCAUGUUUCUUUUCACCUUGAAAACCAAUGUUCUCUUAAGAGUGUGAAUGACUCCUGAUAUUGGUAUUCCCCACCCCUCUCUUCUGGUUGAUUUCCAGAUCAGCCAUAAUCAACAGUAUUUCAUGUUGUAAAGGGCUUUCUGAUUUAAUUUAGUCAGCUACUGCUGCUAAUUUUUAACAACGUAGCAAUGGUGCUCUAAUUUUUUCCCCACUAUUUUAUUUUUUAACCACUACUAAUAAACUAGUAAAUUUACUAGUACUCUACUAGUAAACUACCCUAUUUACUAGUAAAUAGAGGGGUUCAACUGCUAGUAA